This is a messenger RNA of Myotis myotis, 1859 nucleotides long. It is a transcript of the gene F7, whose product is annotated as coagulation factor VII. Gene Ontology annotation, cellular component: extracellular region. Gene Ontology annotation, molecular function: serine-type endopeptidase activity; calcium ion binding. Bases 26 to 1366 code for a protein of 446 amino acids. Lineage: Eukaryota; Metazoa; Chordata; Mammalia; Chiroptera; Vespertilionidae. The record is from RefSeq and is a predicted model, not a curated record. The transcript has 8 exons. Gene Ontology annotation, biological process: proteolysis; blood coagulation.
AGGGAAGGACACCGUGGACCUCGCCAUGUCUGCCCAGCCUGGUGGGCUGGCCCUCCUCUGCUUUCUGCUGGGUCUGCAGGGGUCUCUGGCUGCAGUCUUCAUCACCCAGGAGGAAGCCCAAAGCGUCCUGCACAGGCAAAGGCGAGCCAACUCGUUCCUGGAGGAGCUGAGACCAGGCUCCCUGGAGAGAGAGUGCAGGGAGGAGCAGUGUUCCUUUGAGGAGGCCCGGGAGAUCUUCAGGAACACAGAGAGGCUGACGCAGUUCUGGAUUUCUUACAACGAUGGGGACCAGUGUGCCUCAAAUCCAUGCCAGAAUGGAGGCUCCUGUGAGGACCAACUCCAGUCCUACAUCUGCUUCUGCCCUGAAGACUUUGAGGGCCGGAACUGUGAGACAAACAAGAACAGCCUGCUGAUCUGUGAGAAUGACAAUGGGGGCUGUGACCAGUACUGCAGCAACCAUGUGGAGGCCAAGCGCUCCUGCUGGUGCCACGAGGGGUACACACUCCAGGCUGACGAGGUGUCCUGCGCACCCACAGUUGAGUAUCCAUGUGGAAAAAUACCUGUCCUGGAAAAAAGAAAUGACAGCCAACCCCAUGGCCGAAUUGUGGGUGGCAAGGUGUGUCCCAAAGGGGAGUGUCCCUGGCAGGCUGCACUGAUCCUGAAUGGGGAGCUGCAGUGCGGGGGCACCCUGAUCAAUACCACCUGGGUGGUCUCCGCCGCCCACUGUUUCGACGGAAUCAAGAGCCUGGAGAACCUGACGGUGGUAGUGGGUGAGCACGACCUGAGUGAGAAGGACGGCGAUGAGCAGGAACGGCGAGUCGCUCAGAUCAUUGUCCCCGACAAGUACGUCAGACGCAAGACGAACCACGACAUCGCCCUGCUCCGCCUGAGCAGGCCUGUGGCCCUCACGGACUAUGCGGUGCCCCUCUGCCUGCCUGAGAAGGCCUUCUCUGAGAGGACGCUGGCCUUCAUCCGCUUCUCCACCGUGAGCGGCUGGGGCCGGCUCCUGGAGAAGGGCGCCACGGCCCUGGAGCUCAUGGCCAUUGACGUGCCCCGGCUGAUGACCCAGGACUGCCUGGAGCAGUCCAAGAAGGAGGCGGGCUCCCCAGUGCUCACGGAAAACAUGUUCUGUGCCGGCUACCGAGAUGGGAGCAAGGACGCCUGCAAGGGGGACAGCGGGGGCCCCCACGCCACCAAGUUCCAGGGCACGUGGUAUCUGACGGGCGUCGUCAGCUGGGGUCUGGGCUGUGCAGCCGAAGGCCACUUCGGGGUGUACACCAGGGUCUCCCAGUACAUCGAGUGGCUCCACCGGCUCAUGAGCGCAGAAACACACUCAGAAGGCUUCCUCCGAGCCCCGCUUCCCUAGCCCCUCAGGGCCGGCUCCGAGGAGCCUGCUCCUGGCACAUAAAGCUGCUGUUGCUUGGGUUGUCCUGGCUUCUGCCCUUAUUGGGGUGGGGAGGCGGAGAGGGAGGAAAGAAACAGACCGAGAGAGAGACAAAGAAGAAAAGAGAGAGAGAAGAGAGAUAGAGAGAGACUGAGAGGUGAGGAGAGAGGAAGUAAGGGGAGAGAUUCUAAGGAGACGGGGAGAGAGACUCAGAGAUUCCCAGAGACAGACUGAGUGAACAGAGAGAUGAGAGGCGCAGGGCCGAUGAUGAGGGAAACAGGAAGCUCAGCCGUGGUGGACAGGGCGCCGUGACCUGCACUCACCGGCGCAUCUCUGCGCUGUCUCACUGCGGACCCGGCAGACGGUGCGUGAUUCACUCAGUGACAAGUGCUACUUUCUCUGUCCUUUAACUCUCAUAUUUUUCUCCCUUAUACAAGUAUUUCUUCUUUGUUUCAAAUAAAUUGGAAGCAUCAUC